UGUUUGAGAAAAUAAGAAGUAGAAGAAGAAAAAAAGAAAAUCUCUAGAAGAAGAAGAAGGAAAAUUUGCCAAGAAAAAAAAAGGAAAAGUGAAGUGCAAAGGAAAAUAUGUGGAAAUUUCAAAUCAUUUUUUUGUUAAUAAUUUUAAGUUUUCUCAAUUCGAUUGAAUCGAAAAGUGAUGAAGUGAACGAUGAAUUGCCCAAAGAAUCCCAAAAUGUGACGGAUAGUGUCCGCCUGGCAAGGGGUUUGAAAUAUCCGCCCAGAAAUGUCCAUGGUCCUAUUUUCAGCUGGAGGCGAAGACAGCCUAUCCAAAUACGUUCCAGGGCAGAUCAUUUCCCUUUGAGACCCCAACUGAGAAGGGUCCAUAACGGGGUGCUGCCGGCCAAUCAGCAAAGAUUUGGUUUUGAGAAUUUAAAAUCCUCCAAAUAUGUUAAUGGCAAGGGAGCCCUGCCUUUUGGGGCGGGGCUAAAGGGUUCCUCUUCGUUGAAGCAACAAUUGUUGGGAGUGCAUCCGAAUGGUUUACAUGUUCCAGCCUUGUCUCAGCAGUAUGUGCAAAAUUUCAAGGCCUCCCCAGCCUUUAAUGGUCAAGCGGUGGUGAUACAUCCCCCUCCACCGGCAGCUACAGGACCAGGCCAGCCAGGCGGAAAUAAAUUGCAAAAACAGCAGCAGUCAACUCAGCAGCAGCAGCAGAAUUUGGAUAAUUCCUAUCCCAAAUACAUCAAACCCCAACAGCAACAACAAAAACCCCAGCAACCACAACAACAACAACAACUCCAACACCAACAACCAUUAAAAUCCACUUCGCAUGAUCCCGCUAUGCCAUAUCCUGAUUUCAAACAGUAUCCCAUACCCGACCAACAGCAAAUGCAGAAGUACAACGAACAGCAUGACAAAUAUUUGCAACAACAAAAAUAUCUAACACCCAGAGACCCGGUGGCCUACUAUCAGCAGCAGUAUCACCAGCAACAGCCACAACAACAACCACAGCAUUUAUACCAACAACAGCAGCCACAGCAACCUCAGUCUCAGCCUCCAACUUAUUCAGUUCAACAACCUGCCUUUUCGGCCGCACACAACAAACCAGUUCAACUGGCUGCAGGUUUGUCGGCACAACCUUCCAUACCCAUACAUGAGCUAGGAUCCUCCAACACUCAAACAGGCCACUCACCAACAGCUGCCACCAUUUCCGCCACCAACCAACAGCAGCAGCAGCAACCACAGCAACAUUCAACAUCCUAUGGCCAUGGCCAUGCUGGUGGUCCAGUGAAAAUGUAUUCGGUCUAUGAGGAAAACGACAUGACCGAAUUGCACAACAAUGACUAUCAAACGGCCCAGUAUGAGAGCUUGGAAAAGGAGGCCCAGGAGUAUCUGAGAUUCAUGAAUACCAAUGAUUAUUUCUUGCCCAAACGAGAUCCCAACUACAGACAGAUUGAUGAGGAAAACGAUCGGAGGCAACAACAAUACAGCUUACAAAAGCAACAGCAGCAGCAGCAGAGCUACUCCCCAAUAGCUGCCGGAUCCUCGCAGUAUCCCCAACAAACAUAUCACCCCCAACAACAGUAUUCCGCCCCCAAAACGGAGCCAAGCCAACAAAUCUAUUACGGGCAACAUCAUCCAGAUUCCUCAGUGGCUGCCUCCCAUGCAUCCUCUGCCUCCUCCUCAUCAUCCCAGUUCAAGGAACCCAUACAGGUCUCCAAACUUUUCUAUCAAGAUGAGACUCCCUCAAAUGGCGGCGCUGCCGGGGCCUCAACGGUGGUAAGGACCAGCUAUCAAACGGCCUAUAAUGCCAAUCAUUUUGGCAAUGCCGACAAGGGUAUAGGCAAAAAUUCCGCCACCUCCUCCUCGCCCGUGAGUGUCAACAAUGUCUACAGUCAGGUGCGCCAAUCUGCCCCCAUCAGCGGCAACAGCAAUCGCACCCCUGAACCCAUACGUUUUGAAUUUACCGAACGUGAUGCCAUGGUAGGUGGCAUUGCCUAUACCCAUGCUCCUCAGACCCAUUAUAAAUAUAAGGCAGUGGAUACACCAGUAACGCCAAGAAUAUCCGGAGUGGGCAACCCACAAGCAACAACAACAACAGCUUUACCUUCCACAUUAAGAUCUUCGGCGUAUUUGGGCGAAAUUAAACCCAUCGUUGAGGUGGAAGACGAUCCCGAGGAUGAGGAUGAUAUUAUGCAGCAAGCUGGAUCGAACUUAUAUGGACGCCAACCGUUGCCAAACAAAAAUGGCAAUAAAGCCCCGGACACCAAAGGCAACAGCAGCGGCAGUUCCACGACAACGGAAGCUCCACCCAGUGAACAGAAAGACAACGAAGACUAUUGCGAACGGAUUUGUGCCAUUGUCGAAGAUGAGAAUGAAGAAAUUGUCUGCGGCUCCGAUGGCUACAUGUACACCAGUGAGGCCCAAAUGGAAUGCUAUGCCUCGUGUUUGCGAAUUGAUAUUACGAUACAGGGGAAGGGUUCGUGUUCAGCGAGAUAAAUGAAGAUGAGCGCGGCGACGUUUUGUAGAUUUAUUUAUGCAGAUGCCCAACAAAAAAAGAUCAACGCAUCUAUUAAACUCAAAUUAGUGAAUUAAAUAAAUUAAUUUAUUUUAGUUUUUAAUGUUUUAUUUUAGUUUUAGAGAUAAGAUUUUAUAACGAAAAAGAAAUGCAAAAUUUUCGAUUCGAUUAAUUGAUAAAGAAAAAGUAUUUAAGAUUAAAAAUUAAUUUAUUAAAAAAAAAAAUUUCGUAUUCUUUUAUUUUAUAUCAAAUAUUUAUAUUUUUAGAUAAAAUUAUUCUGAAAAGUCCCCGCUUUUAUUAUUAAA
Messenger RNA from Musca domestica (house fly), 2798 nucleotides. RefSeq names its product putative mediator of RNA polymerase II transcription subunit 26. The record is from RefSeq and is a predicted model, not a curated record. The transcript has 3 exons. Gene Ontology annotation, molecular function: protein binding. The coding region runs from base 108 to 2474 and encodes 788 amino acids. Lineage: Eukaryota; Metazoa; Arthropoda; Insecta; Diptera; Muscidae.